AUGCUGGGAACGUCUUCCAUAGACCCCUCAGCAGCUUGGGUCCAGACUUCAGCGAGACCCCCCUCCGUAACUGUUAAAACGGAACCCCCAAGUUCAGCAAAUAUAUCUCCUAUUAAAACCAUCUCAUCGAAUGUUGCUGAUGCGAUAUCGACCAAAAUCAGUGAAAAUCGAAACUGUAUUCAAACUGCGGCUACGAGACUAAGCGACAGUGAAGUGAAGGAGGAAUCUUUGGAUUCAGUGUCGAAACCGUCUUCAAGUACGAGUGAACCUUCAACUAGUGAAGAUAAGGCGCCAACCCGAGAAGAUUCUCCGCUAAGUGAUAGCCAAACGGUCUCUAGUCCUCCACCUUCUGAGCGUAGUUCGAAACCAAGACAAAGUUUUGAAAAAGAGCUAGAAGACUCUUUGGAAUCUAGUCUACCCCUCACUGCCAGUCAAUCGGAACCUUCUACAGAUCACACCGGUGAUCCCACGAAAAGCAUAUCACCGGAAAGAAGUCAAUCGAGAGAGAGUGAGAAACUUUUUGAGAACACCGUAAGGAAAGAAGACGGGACAGAUGACAUGACAUCAUCCACCGUGGCGCCUUCUCCGAGGCAUAAGUUCACGUUUCGAGCUAACGCUAGACAAGCCUUGCGCUUGAAGCGAAUAGCUUGUUAUCUUCCACAUACUCUCCGUAAAUUAGGUCUGUCUUCUGUUCAACUCCACAAUGAGGAACCCAUUUCGGUUAUUGAUGUACCAUUAAUCAGUUCACUACCACCUAAGGUUGAAGAAAUUCAGCGACGGGUAGAAACUCCGAUUGAAAAAAUUGAACCUAGAAUUAUUCAUCCUCACCAUGUUGGACUUGUCACCCAAGUAGUUCCACCCGAACCAGUGCAGGUCCUUCAUCCCCAACAACCCAGAGCGCCUGUGAACAACAAUAGUCCUCUUCUAAUCAAUUUGCUGAGUAAUCAACAACAACAACAGCAACAACCACCUCUAUCGCAAGUGUCUCAACCUCCCCAACCUCAAGUUGCUCAACCUCCCCAGCCUCAACAGCUCCAGCAACAGUCGGUUGCGAGCUCACAAGCUCAAGUCACUGCUCCAAGCCAGAGUGUUCCUACUCCAAGUCAGCAAGCUCCACAGGCUUCUGUACCUGGACCAAACCAUCAAGCUGGGCCAGGUGGCCCGCAACAACCCCAACCACACCCCACCCCUCCACAUGGCCAUCCCACCGUUCCUCCACAAAAUGCUCAAGGUCCUCUUAAUCAAAACAUGCAACAGAGGCCAUUUUCCCCAUACCCAUAUCCCAAUCAUCCAAACCAGUCCCUUCCACCCAACCACAGCGGUCCCCCGCCAUCAAUGGAUCCUCAGCAAAUUGCUAUGCAACAGCAACAGCAACAUAUGGAUCGUCAACGUUUGCUCAUGCAACAACAGCAAGCGAUGGAACAUAUGCAAGCUCAGCGAGCUCAUUCUCAAAAUCAAGCUCCAGGAUCUAGUCACCCAACUCCUCCUACACCAAACUCUGCAACUCCAAAUCAGCCACCUUCUUCAAAUAGUCAAUAUUUCCCUGGAGCUGCUCCUCCCAAUAUGAGCGCCGCCGGUCCCAGACAAGGCCCACCUGGACCAGUUCCAAUGAAUUUUCCCCCACACGGCCAGCAUAUAUAUCCUCCACAUCAACGGUUGGGUGCUCCACCAAACUAUCCUCAGGGUGCUCCUGGACAGGUACCUUAUGGAUGUCCUCCCAACCAACAGGCUCCUGCUAUAAAUCAACCACCGAUGCAACAACCGGGUCCUCCUCCAUUUGUCCCUAUGCCUGAGGAACCUCAGCAACCUCCUAAGAAAAAGAGGAAACCUACAAAGAAGCAGCAAAAGGAAGCUGAGUUAGCUCAGCAACAACAACAACAACAACAACAACAGCAGCAACAACAGCAGCAGCAGCAGCAGCAACAACAGCAACAACAACAGCAACAACAACAGCAGCAACAACAAACACAGCAACAAUCACAGUUCAUGCAAGACAGAAUGAUGCACCCUCAGCACAUGCCACCGGGAGCGCCCAUGAUGCCAGGCGGUUAUCCACAACCCAAUUAUCCCAUGGUGCCAGGUCAACCUGUUCCUCCGGGUCAUCCGCAGUAUCCCCCGAACUAUACGGGGAACCCACAUCAACAGCAAAUGUGGCAACAUUCUAUGCAACAACGGAUGUUGUAUCAGCAACAAGUGAAUCAGCCAUGGCAGCAAAGGCCUCAUGUUCCAUACCCUCCGACAGGUCCUGGUUCUGUUCAUCCGAAUGCGUCACAAAGAACUUCUAGCGAUUUUUCCCAAGAUGGGACUUCUCCAUCGCAACAGUUUCAGCAAGUGCCUGCAAUGAAUCCUGGUAGCUAUAUGAGAAAUGAGGGUACCAUGUAUAACUAUCCCGGCAGUGAAGCUGCUGUUGACAAACUGUGGCAUUCUCAAGACGAGCAUUUAGGUGACCUCGAUGAUAUUGAACCUAUGAAUGAGUUGAGCGGGAGCAAUAGUUUGUUAUCGGAAUCCCAACUUCUGGAUGGUAGAUCUGGAGUUCCAAACGAGAAUUCUAAAUCACAGCAAUCUAAUACCCCGAAUGCAGAUAGAAUAGAUUCUUCUAUUGCUUCUGUAGUGGAAAUGGUGUCUCGUAAUAGUGCUGCGCCUCCUCCUUCGCCGAACCCUGUGGUUUCACAAGCCCCACCGGGCUCUCAACCACAUGGAAUAAAGCGGCGGGUCAGUGGAACUCCAGUAAAUGCUCCUGACCAUACUUUUCAAACUGUGAGUGGAGCUCCACCUGGAUAUCCUCAACAUCAUCCAAAUGAACAACAAAAUCGCAGUCAACCCGCUAGAUCUCGAGCUCAAGAAAACGGUGGAAAUAGGUCUGGAAAUAGCCAUGAGCAGAAUGGUAUUAGACGUGCCUCUUCUAAUUCUGAAGACGGAUCUGACGAACGUAUAGGGCAACUUGUACGAUCUUUACUAGCUGACGAGGCUAAGAAGAGGGAUGCAGAGAGCAAAGCAAAGCAACAAAGAAAAGGACGUAGGAAAGUAGAAGUUGUGCCUAAAGAUAGCCCACCUGAAAAUGAUUUCUACGAUCCUAACUACGCUAUGGACUGUUCCAUAUAUAAUACGGGGGCAAAUUUUCACGAAAAGUUUGCUGGACGCCAACAUCUAGUCGAGCAGAAUGUUCAGCCAAAGCAAUAA
Molecule: messenger RNA, 3180 nt
Organism: Auanema sp. JU1783
Lineage: Eukaryota; Metazoa; Nematoda; Chromadorea; Rhabditida; Rhabditidae
Source: the annotation of a GenBank genome assembly